AUGUAUGUGCUGAGGCGGAUAGAGGCAGUGCUGAAGCAGGCAGGAACGAACCUGGUUCGACUGGGUCAACGCAACGCAGCAGCCAGAGCUCGCACCCAUGCCGCUGCUGGCACCCCCAACACUCCUCCCCAUCCCCAUCCCCGCAACCCCACUGCUCCUAACCACCAACCCCACGUGUUUACCCAUCAUGCCUUUCACAACCCUUCCGGCACCCCCAACACUCCUCCUCCCCAUCCCCAUCCCAGCAACCCUACUGCCACUAACCGCCAUUAUCCCCACGUCUACACCAACAAUGCCACCACCACUCAUGCCUUCCACAAUCGGCAUGACCCUGCGAAUACACAUGGCCUUUCCAAUCCGCAUGGCCUUGCCCAUCCGCAUGACCCGGCUGGUCGGCAUGACCCUGCACAUCCGCAUGGCCUCUCCAAUCCGCAUGGCCUUGCCCAUUCUCCCGUGCCUCGUGGUCCCGCCAACCCGCAUGGCAGUGACAACCCAAGUGAUACUGGAUAUCCGCAUGUGAAUGGCGAUCCAAGCAGCUUUGGGAAUCUGCAUUCGCAUGCAGCACAUGAUGAUGAUGCUGCUGCCUAUAGGCGCACGAAACUCAGCUAUGCUUUCACACGUACCGUCAACGGCGUGGAGCAGGAUGGUAGGGCCGGCAGAAGCGCACCUGCUGGCAGGCCCGGUAUCAGGUCCGGUAAUAGGUCUGGAGUCAGGUCCGGCAUUAGGUCUGGUAUGGGGUCUGGCGUUAGGCCUGACAACGGGCCUGUGCCGUGUGAGAUGGGCGACGGUGAUGCUGCUGGUGGGUGUGGUGGUAUUGGUGGUUAUGGGUGGGAUGGUAUGGCUGGUGCUGAUGCACAUGCGUUAAGGGAGGAUGAUGAUGCAUAUGGGGAGGAUGGUGCAUGUGAGGAGGAUGAGGAUGAUGCAUGUGGGGAGGAUGAUGAGGCAUGUGCAAAUGACGGCACCACUCCUGAAACUGCAUUCAGUGAACACAACCCAAGCAGACCUGCUCCCACUGGGGAAGCAAGGAGCGGGCAGGAAGGCUCGUUGCAGCAGCAACAGCAGCAGCAGCAGGAGCAGCAGCACACGGGGGGCGAAGGCACCACCCCUGAAACUGCGUUCAGUGAACACGCCCCAAGCAGGCCUGCUCCCACCGGGGAAGCAAGGAGCGGGCAGCAGGAGGAGCCUUCGCCUCCUCUUACUUCCCCUCCCGACGGAUCUAGCAACGGGUUUAGUGAGCACCCCACUGCUUUCAGCGGGAACAACGCCAACAAGCAAGAUACCGCCAGCGGAAGUCAAAAUCCUACUGUGCCUUCUGAGCCUCCCUCAUCUGCCUCCCCUGCGAAGGCCGUUCCCUCGCCUUACCCCCCUGCUGGGAAUGCCGCUGGGAAUGCCGUUGCCCCGCCCGUGGGGAUGUUCACUUCUCCUGGAAAUGCGUUCUCUGGUCCUGUCUCCCCUGGGGACCCUUUCUCCCCCCCGCAUGCGGUUCAUAAGGCGAAGAUUAGACUAGUUGGGAUGAAGAGAGAGCGGGAGGAGGAGGGGGGUGAUGUGGGUGUGGGUGUGGGGCCGCUGGUGAGGGAAGGGAGGGUGGCGGAGGUUACUGUGACUGUAUCCGCUGUGCCUAUGAGGAAGUAUUUGAGGAAUGGGAGUGGGAGGGAGUUUGGGAGGGAGGGAGGCGGGGAGUGGGGUGGGGAGUGUGAGAGGGAGGAUGGGGAAGAGGAGAGGAGGGAGGAGGGUAUGGAGGAGGGGAGUGAGGAUGGGGAGGAGGGAAGGGAGGAAGGGAGGGAGGAGGGGAGGAGGGAGGAGGAAGGCAGUAAUGAGCAUGAGCUUGGAACAGCAGCAUGGAAACGAGGAGCUGAAGGGGAGGGGGGAGCAGAAGGAGAGGGAGGAGUAGAAGGGGAGGGAGGAACAGAAAGGGAGGGAGGAGCGGUAGGGGAAGGAGGAGCAAGAGGCAGAAGGGGAACACAGGGCGUUCACAGCAAGACGGCGCGCCUGUACGAGUGCAACUUGCUGCGGGUGGACGGGUCUUCAUGUGACUUUAAAACACACGAUGCAGGGAAGAUGAGCAACCACAAGAAGUACAGUCUGGCGCACAACCGCAGAGAGGACUUCAAACACCCCUGCGAGUCGUGUGGCACUCGCUUCCCUCGAAGGCACGAGCUUGAUCGGCACAGGCCGGCGUGCAAGGGUCCUUCUGCUGCCACCGCCAACCAGCAGCAGCAACAACAGCAACAGCAGCAGCAACAGCAGCAACAGCAGCAACAGCAGCAACAGCAGCAGCAACAGCAGCAACAGCAGCAGCAGCAGCAACAGCAGCAGCAGCAGCAACAGCAGCAGCAGCAGCAGCAGCAGCAGCAGCAGCAGCAGCAACAGCAGCAGCAGCAGCAGCAGCUGGUGAAAUCAACCGUUCCCACCGUCACCGUUCUGACCACUGCCAACGUGCAUUCCCUUGCUGACGUGGCUAAUAACAACAACGAUUCUAGAGGCUCAUGGGAUGGGGGGAUUCGGGGGAGAUGGCAUGGGGGCAUGGGGCGCGAGGGGAGGGGGCAUGGGGGAAGGCAUGGGGGGAGGCAUGGGGGGAGGCAUGGGGGGGCGGGGAGAUUGGGGAAGGAGGAGCAGGGGCAUGCGAUGUGGGGGGGAGACGUAGAUGCUGGGGUGAUGGGCGCAGCAGGGGCAGGGGGAAGGGGAGGGGGAGGGGGAGGAGGUGGGGGAGGAGUAGGGGGGAUGGGUGGAUGGGAACAUGCAGGGGGAGGGGGAAUGGGGCCGAGAAUGGGUGGUGCGGUUGGGAUGGGAAUGGGGGUGGAAGAAAGAGGAGGAAGAGGGGAGGCUGGAGGGAGGGCGGCCGGAGGUGGCAGGGAGGGAGCCUCAGUUUGGGGUUCGGGAACAGGCAUGGGGACAGGUAUGGCGCAGCAGUUUAGUAUGGAAGGUAUGAGAAGAGGUAUGGGAAGAGGCAUGGGAAGAGGUAUGGUAAGAGGAAUGGGAAGAGGUAUGGGAAGAGGUAUGGUGAGAGGAAUGGGAGGGGGUAUGGGAGGAGAGAUGGAGGGAAGUAUGUGGGGAGGGGCGGAAGGGAAUAUGGGGGUAGGAACGAUUGGGGAAGGCAUGAUGGGGGGAGGAACGAUGGGGGGAAUGAUGGGGGGAAAUCCAAUGGGGGGAGGCGCAGGGGAGUGGGGAACGGUUGGGAGUGGUGCUGCUGAGUCAAUGAUGAUGAUGAUGAUGAUGCUGAAUGGGGGGGACACAGAAGGGGAUGGAGGCAUGGGAGGAGGAGGGAGGGGAGGAGGAGGGAUGGGAGGUGGUGGAGGAGGGAUGGGAGGUGAAGGAGGGACGAGGGGAGGAGGGAUGGGAGGUGCAGCAGGGAUGAGAGGAGGAGGGAUGGGAGGCAAUGUGAGCAUGGGUGGUAUGGGGAGUGGCACGAGCGAAAUGAAUACCAUGGAUGGUGGGGGUACCAUGGGUGGUGUGGGUGGUACCAUGGGUGGUGUGGGUGGUACCAUGGGUGGUGUGCUGGAACGGCCGCCGGCAGACGCGGUGACUCGCGUGCGAUUCGGAUUCUCAUCCAAGCGGCUGCUCUGCUGCUCGUGGGAUGGGAUCCUGCGACUGUACGACGCGGGCGCAACCACAGGGCAUCUUCACACCCAGCUCUCCCACGCGCACCUUCGAGGAAGCUUCCAUGGGGAUUUGGAAAGGGGUGGGGGAGAUGAGAGCGUUCAGAAGCUUCCAGGAAACUGGGAGGAAGGGGAUGUUUCGUCCCACGUGGCAACUGCUCCUCUGCUUGACUGCUGCUUCGUGGGGCCCAGUGAUGACGUGGCAGCUGCUGCCAGCGUGGACCAAUCAGUGACGAGGUACAGUAUGGCCUUAAUUAUGCUAUGUCAGGGUGAAAACAAUCCCAUGGCUUUGGUGGUUUUACUUUCAUUCACGUUCAUAUCUUCACAUCAUCAUAUUUCCUAG
Molecule: messenger RNA, 3939 nt
Organism: Closterium sp. Yama58-4
Lineage: Eukaryota; Viridiplantae; Streptophyta; Zygnematophyceae; Desmidiales; Closteriaceae
Source: the annotation of a GenBank genome assembly